AUGUCCAAAGCUGCCCUCAAUGCUAGAGCUCAAGUAAUUCGUCUCCUCAUCCCUGCUGGCAAGGCCGCCCCCAGCCCGCCAGUCGGACCUGCGCUCGGUGCCCGCGGCGUAAAGUCGAUGGACUUCUGCAAAGAAUUCAACGCUCGCACUGCGCACAUAGACCCCGGCAUCCCGAUUCCCACAUUGAUCACCGUUCAGCCCGACCGGUCUUUCACGUUUGUGACGAAGAGCCCGCCGACGGCCUACUUCCUCAAGAAGGCCGCCGGGGUGGAGAAGGGCGCCGGAAAGCCUGGUCACGAAGCCGUAGGGACCGUCAGCCUCAAGCACGUUUACGAGAUUGCGAAAAUCAAGGCGACGGAUGCCCAUCUGAAGCACCUCCGACUAGAAGCGAUCGCGAGCACCGUAAUCGGCACGGCGCGGACGAUUGGGAUCCAGGUGGUGGCGUGA
Messenger RNA from Epithele typhae, 447 nucleotides. RefSeq names its product mitochondrial ribosomal protein L11. Gene Ontology annotation, cellular component: ribosome; mitochondrial large ribosomal subunit. Lineage: Eukaryota; Fungi; Basidiomycota; Agaricomycetes; Polyporales; Epitheliaceae. Gene Ontology annotation, biological process: translation. Gene Ontology annotation, molecular function: structural constituent of ribosome; large ribosomal subunit rRNA binding. The transcript is spliced from 2 exons. The record is from RefSeq and is a predicted model, not a curated record. The coding region runs from base 1 to 447 and encodes 148 amino acids.